Molecule: messenger RNA, 2181 nt
Organism: Acanthamoeba castellanii str. Neff
Lineage: Eukaryota; Discosea; Longamoebia; Acanthamoebidae
Exons: 7
Coding region: 1-2181 (726 amino acids)
Source: RefSeq, a predicted model, not a curated record
AUGGCCCGGUGGCAGCUCGUCGACAACCGCACAUUCAGGUUCUUGGCCGCCCUAUCGGCGCACUUUCCUGCCGACCAGGCCCACCACCUCGACCUCACGUAUGCCUCGCCUCUUGCCACCACACUUCCUCCUGACAAACGGAAGAUGAAAGAGGAUGCCAACAAAACCAAAUGGAGGCACGUGUCGCACGAGGUGCUGAUCACGACGGCCUGCCGGUGGCACAACAUCACCAGCAUCGAUGCCUCCGAGUCAAGGGUGGACGAGGAGUUCCUGGUGAAGCUGGGGAAGAGCCCAGCCGCCGCCACGCUCCACACGCUCAAUCUCCACAUGUGCUCCUACAUCGACACGCAGAGCCUGGAGCACCUGCGCUUGACGGUGGGGAUGAGUGGCAGUAUCAAGCAACAUGUCUACGACGUCGUGGCCGCGGCCUGCCCACAACUCCAGAGCCUCAGCGUCUCGUCGAGCAACCUGCGCCCGUGGACUGCCGACGCCAUCGCGCGUCUGCCCAGCCUGACCAGCAUUCACUCCGACACGGUCUCGUUCGCCGAGCUGGCUCGGCUGUUCGACUCCGGGCUCCUGCAGCGCUUCACCACCGUCUCGGCCUGCUACUGGGACUCGCUGCCCAGCCCGGCCCAGUUGGGAGCCAUCCUGGCUGGCUGCCCCAAGCUCGAGUCCGUACCUCGGCUGUCGAUGCCCGGCGUCGAACGACUCAUCAGUCGCCCCACCGCCGCCAUGUAUUCACCGACCAAUGAGCUGCAGAUCGAGAACGUGGUCCUACUUGCGUGCUUCCCGCGGCUGCGGCGACUGGAGCAGGUCAGCAGCACGCCUGUGUGGUACUCGUUCGGUGAGCUCUGCGCGGGCCUCCACGGCCUGGACCACCUCGAGGCGCUCCAGCUGGAGUAUACCAGCUGCGACGACCAGGCAUCGGUGACCAACUGCACCCGUGGGCUUUGUGGGCUCACCGAACUGACCCUCAAUCAGUGCCGGCUGUCGGUGGACUUGAUCGAGGCGCUCGCCUCGCACCUGAAUCGCCUCGAGUCGCUCGAGCUCAACGUGUGGCGCUCGCUCCGUCGCCUGACUCUCACGGGCUUCUUCGUGCGGCGCGACCCGUACCGCAGCUUCGAACAGGCCGGCGACGCUGAUGAAGUGGUGCGUCUGCACCACCCGAUGCUCGAGGAGCUCUCACUCGACCAGACCGAGAUGGGCGAAGCGCCCCUCUACUCGCUGGACUGCCCCGCCCUGCGCACCUGCCAUCUAGUCGGCGCAGAGCUCGGCGUCGAGCGGGCCGUGGCCGGCCUGUGCACGGGCUCGCCCCGGCUCGAGUGCCUGACCCUGGGAGUCGAUGCCCUGUGGUCCUCGGGGGCCUGGGCGGCCAGCGCCGUCCUCCAGCUGCUCGACGCCUGCCCACUGCUCACCACUCUCCGGCUCGAGUCGCGCACCGAGGCCGAGCCCGAAGGCCUGUACCAGCCCGAGUACCAGCCGCCCACAGCCACCGCCGUCGACAAGCCGCCGCCGCUGCAAGGAGUGCGAGGUGUGUGCAACCUGCAGUCGCUGUCGGUCAGAGGCUUCCGAGGCCGCGCGACAGAUAGCGGGCCGUGGUCGCUUGACAAGGCGCUGAGCCGGUGCACCCGCCUAGCAUCGCUCACGAUCGAGUCGUGCCAGGGCCUGGCCGGCGUUGGCCUCAGGCGGCUGGCCGACCCCGCCGCCAGCAUGCAAAGCCUCGAGCUGCGCGAGUUGCGCUUCGCCACUCCCGCGGCCGAGGUGGACGCCAGGCUCAUCUUAGCACUGAGUGGCCUUCAAGUUCUCCACCUGGACGCGCCGCUGGGCAGCUGGGAGACAUACAUCGCCUUCGACGGCCUACGAUGGCUGCGCUCGCUGGUCCUCACCGUCAGCCGGUGGCCCGCGCGCGUUGUGAUCCGCAACCUACCGCUGCUUCGCCACGCGCAGGUGAGCUCGGAGCAGUGCUAUUGGACGCCGAGGCCCGAGAGACAGAAGCCGGGAGCGCUGUCGCUGCUAGUGGAGAACUGCCCAGUGCUCAAGUGUUUGGUGCUGUCGGGCCGAGCGCCGUGCCAAGUUCAGUUCGAGGAGGGCUGCUUCGGUGGCUGCCCGGCGCGUCCGAGUAUCCCGCCAGCCUGGGACACGUGUGACACCGACCGCGCCCUGCUUGGAAAGGAGCCCUGA